This is a messenger RNA of Thalassophryne amazonica, 1369 nucleotides long. Its product is annotated as protein ANTAGONIST OF LIKE HETEROCHROMATIN PROTEIN 1-like. Lineage: Eukaryota; Metazoa; Chordata; Actinopteri; Batrachoidiformes; Batrachoididae. The transcript is spliced from 2 exons. Bases 3 to 1265 code for a protein of 420 amino acids. The record is from RefSeq and is a predicted model, not a curated record.
CAAUGGACGACAACGAGUUGGUGGUGUGUUUGUUGCUUCUUGUGUGGAUUAUCAAGAGAAGGCUACAGGCGGCGAGACGAAACAGGAUUGAGACGUACAGGAGACUUUGGGAAGUCAUUCAACAUUAUGAUGCCGAAGAGGAGAGGAUCCAAGCUGAUGCCAGACGACGCAUGAGGAUGGUUCUCUUGUCGCAACGUCCCCGCCGCAAACCAUCUGUCUGGGCGUUCAAGCGAGACUCCGAAUGGUGGGAUGCGAUUGUUCCCAGCUUCACCAACACGGAGUGGUUAAAUAACUUCAGGAUGUCUGAAGAAACACUGAGCUUCCUGUGCAACAAACUGAAUCCAGUUAUGGAGCGGCGAGACACAUCUUUCCAUAGAUGUGUACCCCUGAAGAAGAGAGUGGCCAUUGCACUGUGGAAGCUCGCUACUGGCUCCGAGUAUCGGACUAUUGCACAGCUUUUUGGUGUCAGCAUCACAACUGUGUGCCGGUGUGUGCAGGAGUUUUGUGCUGUAGUAGAGACUUUGUUGGUGCCAGAACAAAUCCGUUUUCCAGAUGAGGAGAACUUCAGAGAAAUGGCUGCCUGCUUUGAGAACAGGUGGGGACUUCCACACUGUGUUGGUGCUAUCGGUGGAUCCCACAUACCAAUCACUGCCCCACAGGACUGUCACUGUGACUAUGUCAAUCAUGAAGGCUGGCACUCAAUCAUCCUUCAAGGUGUUGUUGACGGCAAGGGGCUUUGGUGGAAUAUUUUCACUGGACAGCCAGGGAGCUUGGAUGCUGCCAACGUUCUGAGAAUGUCCACACUGUGGGAGUUAGCCAACCGGGGAAACUACUUCCCAGCUCACACCAGGAACAUUGGUGGGGUGACUGCUGGCUAUUACAUCCUUGGAGACCCGGCAUACCCUUUGCAGAACUGGCUCUUGAAACUGUUCCAUGACACUGGGCGGCUUCCAGUGGGACAGCACCAGUUAAACAAAAAAUUCAUUGGAGCACGUGGGGUUGUUGAAAAUGCUUUUGGCAGGCUGAGAGGGAGGUGGCGUUGCCUCGUGAAGACGAAUGACUGUGAUCUCCAACUCCAAAAAUCGAUGGUGAUGACUUGCUGUGCUCUGCAUAACCUGUGUGAAAAUCGUGGAGAGACUUAUGAGAUGGAAUGGGACACGCCUGCAGCGGCAGUUGAGCCUGUGGUGGCCACGGCACAGGGGGUAGAGGAGGAGGGCAGCGACGUACGCGAGGGUCUGAUGCGUUACUUAUUGUCAAAUAGUUAAUUUUUGCCUGUGUCAUCAUGUGCCUACACAUUGCACACCUAUUGUAUGUCACUGAAUUUUGACCCACAAUAAACUUUUGUAGUUUUUGCAGAAAUGUCUCAAAU